GCCUGCCUUCCAGUUAUAAACUUCUCCCGAUUCCUCUCCAAGAUCUCCCUCAACCCUUCUCUACGCUCUAGUCAUCUGCCGGCCUACCUAACCCUGCUGCCGGAUCUCUCACGAAGAAGAGGAAGAAGAUGAGAGAGAUUCUCCACAUCCAGGGCGGGCAGUGCGGAAAUCAGAUCGGGGCCAAGUUCUGGGAGGUGAUCUGCGACGAGCACGGGAUCGAUCGCACUGGAAAGUAUAGUGGAGAUUCCGAUAUCCAGCUUGAGCGGGUCAAUGUAUACUACAACGAGGCCAGCGGUGGGAGGUACGUACCCAGGGCGGUGCUUAUGGACCUUGAGCCCGGCACCAUGGAUUCCUUAAGAUCUGGGCCCUACGGGCAAAUAUUCCGGCCGGACAACUUUGUCUUUGGGCAAUCUGGUGCGGGUAACAACUGGGCUAAGGGACACUACACGGAGGGAGCUGAGCUCAUCGAUGCUGUUCUAGAUGUGGUGAGGAAGGAGGCUGAGAAUUGUGAUUGCUUGCAAGGAUUCCAAGUGUGCCAUUCUUUGGGUGGCGGAACUGGAUCUGGCAUGGGAACCCUUCUCAUCUCUAAGAUGAGAGAGGAAUACCCUGAUCGCAUGAUGUUGACCUUUUCAGUUUUCCCAUCUCCUAAAGUUUCGGACACCGUGGUGGAACCCUACAAUGCUACCCUUUCUGUUCAUCAACUCGUCGAGAAUGCUGACGAAUGCAUGGUGUUGGAUAAUGAGGCCCUUUACGAUAUCUGCUUCCGCACUCUAAAGCUUGCAACUCCUUCCUUUGGUGAUCUGAACCACCUCAUCUCUGCUACCAUGAGUGGCGUUACUUGCUGCCUGAGAUUCCCCGGCCAACUCAACUCUGACCUCCGCAAGCUCGCCGUCAACCUCAUUCCGUUCCCCCGCCUUCAUUUCUUCAUGGUUGGCUUCGCCCCCCUGACCUCCAGAGGCUCCCAGCAGUAUCGUUCCCUCACCGUUCCCGAACUAACCCAACAGAUGUGGGACUCCAAAAACAUGAUGUGCGCCGCCGACCCUCGUCAUGGCCGCUACCUCACUGCUUCCGCCAUGUUCCGCGGCAAGAUGAGCACGAAGGAGGUGGACGAACAGAUGAUGAACGUCCAGAACAAGAACUCCUCCUACUUCGUAGAGUGGAUCCCAAACAAUGUCAAGUCCAGCGUUUGUGACAUCCCCCCGAAGGGACUCAAGAUGGCAUCCACGUUCGUCGGCAACUCAACCUCGAUCCAGGAGAUGUUCCGCCGCGUGAGCGAGCAGUUCACGGUGAUGUUCAGGAGGAAGGCUUUCUUGCACUGGUAUACGGGAGAGGGCAUGGAUGAGAUGGAGUUCACCGAGGCUGAGAGCAACAUGAAUGACUUGGUGGCGGAAUACCAGCAGUAUCAGGAUGCAACGGUUGAUGAUGAAGAGUACGAGGAAGACGAUCUGGCCGAGGCCAACUGAGCUAAUAUUUCGUUUGCCGAGAUUUAGGGUUACUCGUUAGUCUGUUGGCUUGCUUUCGGGUCCGGGUUUGGUUUCGUUGUGCUUAUAUUCUGCUCAUCGUUGUAUUUCUGUAAUUUGGAAUUUGUUAGUGUGCUUAAAUUUGUUGGACUAUUGGUGUUGAUGUUUUGGUUUUAAUAAACAGUGCUAUUUUUGGAAAA
This is a messenger RNA of Phalaenopsis equestris, 1660 nucleotides long. RefSeq names its product tubulin beta chain-like. The record is from RefSeq and is a predicted model, not a curated record. NCBI's taxonomy places the organism in Eukaryota, Viridiplantae, Streptophyta, Magnoliopsida, Asparagales, Orchidaceae. Gene Ontology annotation, molecular function: GTPase activity; GTP binding; structural constituent of cytoskeleton. The transcript has 3 exons. Bases 129 to 1463 code for a protein of 444 amino acids. Gene Ontology annotation, biological process: microtubule cytoskeleton organization; mitotic cell cycle. Gene Ontology annotation, cellular component: microtubule; cytoplasm.